GAUUUGGACCUUCCUUUAAACGCAUCGACUGAUUCGAAUUUCACCACACUCCACGCGUUUUGCAGCUCUUUCGUAAUCGUUUGGCUACUUAAGGGUGCGUUGACACAGUCUGUUCAUUAGAUUUUUUUUAAAUGCUUUUAAACCACGUUUCAACAGUUUUUACCGCAUAUUUGUGGCAACAAACGUCGUUCCAUGAUGUGGUCGCUUUGGAGAUGCUCUUCAAUGACUGGCUCUUCUGCAUUUACUAACGUACGGGUUUUUAAAUGCUUUCGACAGUUUGUCAAAAACUACAAUAUAUCGGCACGUAUGCCAGAAGCAAUUGCAUUUCAAGGUGUCAGUGAUCAUUCGGGACUUCACAAGUUCUCUGUUAACGAAAGUGAAACGUUUUGGGGAGCACUGGCGAGUCAGAGGCUCUCGUGGAUCAGUCCCUUUAACACGGUUCAAAACUGUAACUUCAGUCAAGGCAAAAUAAAAUGGUUUGAAGGAGGGAAGCUAAAUGUGUCCGUUAACUGCUUGGACCGUCACGUGCACACCUGCCCAGAGAGGGUGGCUCUGAUCUGGGAGAGAGAUGAACCUGGUACUGAGGUCAAGUUCACCUACAGAGAGUUGCUGGAGCUGACCUGUCGCCUGGGCAACCUGCUGAAGCGCCUUGGGGUUCGAAGGGGAGACUGUGUGACCCUCUACAUGCCUUCCUGCCCCCUGGCGGUGGCCUCCAUGUUGGCCUGUGCCCGGAUAGGUGCCGUUCACAACGUGGUCUUCGCGGGGUUCAGCGCCGAGGCCCUGGCUGACCGCAUCAGAGACACCCAGUCCAGUACGGUCAUCACGGUCAACCAGGGUGUGAGGGGAGGCAAGGUGAUAGACCUGAAGAGAACCGUUGACCAGGCGGUCCAGAACUGUCCCUCUGUCCAGCAGGUCCUGGUUGCCAUGAGAACAGAGAACUCCGUUGCCAUGACAGACAGAGAUGUUCCUCUGGAGGAGGAGAUGAUGAAGGAGGACGUGGUCUGUGAGCCGGUUACCAUGGACAGCGAGGAUGUGCUGUUUCUACUCUACACAUCUGGAAGCACAGGGAAACCCAAGGGGCUGGUUCACACACAGGCUGGAUACCUGCUGUACGCCGCAGUUACUCACAGGUAUGUGUUCAGCUACCAGGACGGGGACGUGUUUGGGUGUAUGGCGGACAUUGGCUGGAUAACGGGUCAUAGCUACGGCGUCUACGGGCCGUUGUGUAACGGAGGAACCACCGUUCUGUUUGAGAGCACCCCAGUAUAUCCAGAUCCCGGUCGUUACUGGGAGACGGUGCAGAGGCUUGGCAUCAGUCAGUUUUACGGGGCUCCCACCGCCAUCCGACUGCUGUUGAAGUACGGAGACGAGUGGGUUCAGAAAUACGACCGCUCCUGCCUCAAAACCCUGGGCUCUGUGGGCGAGCCCAUCAACAGAGAGGCGUGGGAGUGGUACCACCGGGUGGUGGGCGGCGGCCGCUGCCCUGUGAUUGACACCUGGUGGCAAACAGAGACUGGUGGGAUCUGCAUCGCUCCAAGGCCGUCGGAUCCGGAUGCGGAGAUCAUUCCAGGCAUGGCCAUGCGUCCGUUCUACGGGAUCAAGCCGGCGCUGCUGGACGCUAAGGGUGAAGUCCUGCAUGCCCACGAUUCCACUGGAGCUCUGUGCAUCUCGAUGGCCUGGCCCGGAAUGGCUCGCACCAUUCACAACGACCACCAGAGGUUCAUAGAGACAUACUUCCAACCUUACCCAGGUUACUUUUUCACGGGCGACGGCGCAUACUGCUCGAAGGAAGGCUACUACCAGAUCGUUGGGCGCCUUGAUGACGUCAUCAAUGUGAGCGGUCAUCGGCUGGGGACGGCAGAGUUAGAGGACGUGGUGAGCCUGUGUCCUGGCGUGGCCGAGUCUGCUGUGAUUGGCUACUCCCACGACGUCAAAGGGGAGGGUGUCUACGUGUUUGUGGUGCUGAAGAAGGGAGUCGAAGUUCAGGAGGAUGUUCUGGCCCAGCAGCUCAGAGAGAUGGUGUCCAGGAAUAUCGCCAAGUACGCUAGCCCGGACUACAUACAGGUGGUUGGGCGUCUGCCGAAGACCCGCUCUGGGAAAAUCAUGCGACGGGUCCUGAGAAAGGUCGUGGAGCGAAAGACAGACGAUCUGGGUGACCUCAGCACGCUAGAUGACUCGGAAGCCGUGCACGAGGUCAUCAGGGGUCACCAGCGUCUACAUGGAGGCAGCAAGCGAGAGUGAGCAGUGAGCAGGUUCCUUACAGUAUUUUAUGUCUGUUAUUGGAUGGUACAAAGUGUAUAGAAAUCUUGUUUCUGAACUUUUUUUUAUAAAGUUUGCAAUUUCCAUAAUAAAGAUAAGAAGACAAUUA
Messenger RNA from Esox lucius (northern pike), 2368 nucleotides. RefSeq names its product acetyl-coenzyme A synthetase 2-like, mitochondrial. Lineage: Eukaryota; Metazoa; Chordata; Actinopteri; Esociformes; Esocidae. The transcript is spliced from 14 exons. The record is from RefSeq and is a predicted model, not a curated record. Gene Ontology annotation, molecular function: acetyl-CoA synthetase activity; AMP binding. The coding region runs from base 193 to 2241 and encodes 682 amino acids. Gene Ontology annotation, cellular component: mitochondrion.